CUGCUCGAUAUUAUUAUGGUCUGUCGGGAAUUCAGAGUGGCAGAGGGACCGGAGGAAAAAAAAAAAAAGAUCUGCCUCGCUAACGCUAGCAAGCUAACGGUAGGUUGCACUGGAGUCAACAUGGAGCUGUCUGCCGUCGGGGAGAGGGUGUUCGCCGCCGAGUCUAUCAUCAAACGCAGGAUAAGGAAGGGUCGUCUCGAGUAUCUUGUGAAAUGGAAGGGCUGGUCUCCUAAAUACAGCACAUGGGAACCGGAAGAAAAUAUUCUGGACUCCCGCCUGUUUGUGGCUUUCGAGCAGAGGGAGCGAGAGAGGGAACUCUUCGGGCCCAAGAAAAGAGGACCGAAACCCAAGACCUUUCUUCUCAAGGCCCAAGCCACCAAGUCUUAUGAGUUUAGAAAUGAGGCAAUGCGAGGGAUGCGCUUCAGCUACCCCACACCAGAGCCCGUUGAUACCCGCAGGGCCAGAGAAGGCCUGAGUGCUGUGGUUCCCACACUUUUCCCACCCAGCACUGUUAACGGAGGAGAAAGCGUAUUUGUUAGACCACCAGAUGUGGCCCAUGAGCAACAAGCAAAUUCUGAAAGGCUGUUGCAUAUACCCAAAAAAAGAGGGCCAAAGCCAAAGCUCCGUUUUCAGGACGGCGUCUCUGCAGCCUCCGAGCCAGAUGAGAGGAGAAGCGAUGAGUUGGCCAGCCAUAGACCUCAAAAACUGUUGAAGCUGCAGGGUGGCGAAGACGUUAGACUGUGCAAAGUUCCCCAUCACAGAUACCCCGAGAACCACAGUCACGGCCAUAAACGCCAUCGCCCCCACCACCGUCACCACCAGCAGCAGCACCGCCACCACCAUAAUUUACAAAACCAGCCAAUGACAGCUGCGGGAUCCUAUCAACACCUUUACACUGACAGCGACCUGUCCUCGCACAGGAACGCACACAGGACUACAAACAGCUCAGGCCACGCCAAGCACCAGAUUGGCUCCACCCAACUCCUGCCCAUGGAAAAGCCUUACUUUUUGGACAAGCCGUCCCCAACCCGACUGGACGUCAAUUUGGACGAGGUGACGUGGCGACCGUCUCUGUGCAAUGUGGAAAAGGUCCUGGUGACUGAUGUGACCGCCAACUUUCUGACUGUCACCAUCAAGGAGAGCAGCACUUCAAAUGGCUUUUUUAAAGACAAGAGAUGAAGUGGACACAUCACACCCCAAUGGCGUGU
Molecule: messenger RNA, 1208 nt
Organism: Syngnathus typhle (broad-nosed pipefish)
Lineage: Eukaryota; Metazoa; Chordata; Actinopteri; Syngnathiformes; Syngnathidae
Gene: cbx8b
Product: chromobox homolog 8b
Exons: 5
Coding region: 16-1179 (387 amino acids)
Source: RefSeq, a predicted model, not a curated record